This is a messenger RNA of Bursaphelenchus xylophilus (pine wood nematode), 3493 nucleotides long. The record is from the annotation of a GenBank genome assembly. Lineage: Eukaryota; Metazoa; Nematoda; Chromadorea; Rhabditida; Aphelenchoididae.
AUGCGGGUUCUAACGUUUCUCCUCUUGCUACUCUGCGAUUUGUAUCAUGCACGGGCCGCUAAGAUACUUGUUCUCCCCGCAGCUGACGGGGGAAGUCACAUGCAAAGUAUGGCACCUUAUUUUACAACGUAAGAACUAAUUUUUUUCCAAAUAUUUCUGGAUACCGAAUCAAUAAAUUGUAGUGUUCUUAUGACGUCAAGUUGACCGAACUUAACUUCAUAUUUAAAAGAAACAAGCAAGCUUAAUAAUCUGUUACAUAUAUUACAGCUUAUUCCUUCCAGACUAGCUGCUGCCGGACAUGAAGUUCACGUGUUGGACACAGCCAACCCGAAACCGAAAUACGUCUACACCAACGUGACCAUGCACAACAUUGUUGAUCCAGAGAAUCCAAUGCACCCGAGAAAUCAAUGGGAAGGAUUAGUGACAGUCUCUUCUUUCCGCGAAGUCUUCAAAGGAUCCGACAAUAAGUUCAAUGGGCUGCUCGAUCGGCGAAGGAAAGAGGUAAAAAGUUUAGAAUAAAUUCUGUAAAAUUUUCUUUGGACUUACAAACAUGUCAUAGGCAUUGUUAUUGAGCGUUUUACUAUUGCUCUUUUCGCGGCUCUUUGUCACUGAAUCACAAUAUUUACCCAUUUAAAUAUUUUUCUGACAGAUUGAUGCCCUUGUUAACCAAAACUGGGAUUUGGUGGUAGCAGAUGACAUCUUCAGCGCUCACGCAUGGGGCAUUGCGUUGAAACUGAAACAGCGAGGAGUUCCGUAUGUGUUAUAUUCAACAUCGGGCCAGGUGGCUUCGACUACAGCUCAAACUUUGGCUUACAGUAAGAUUUUUUUUGUAAAAAUGUUUUCUUAAAACAUGAAGUCAAACAUUCUGUACUUCAGCGAGAAAUCCCGUUAUUAAGCAGUUCAUGUUCCCUGACAUGCCGAAAGAUUCCAAACGGUACUACAAUCACGGCAACUUCUUUGACCGACUCACAGCCUUCUGGAAUGUUGCCCAUGAGAUCGUGGGGUUUGAUUAUUAUCGUGAGUUUUUGGUAUUAUAAGCAAGAGAAAGUCACCUAAAACAAUACAUGUAGAUGACUCUGAUCCUUUCAGUUCAACACGUCAUGACUUCGAUUAGUCGCUUUGGUGUCGAUAACUUUUCGUGGGUUCGUCUCCACAAAUCCUCAUCUCUAAUGUUUACCGACUCUAUGAACCGUCUCGGCUGGCCACAGUCCGAAGGAAAUGACUUAAUCAACAUUGGCUCUGUUUGUAACAAAGCGGCGGAACUUGUGGAUCCAGAUCUCAAGAAAUUUAUCGAAAAUCCGAGAUCAAAGGGGACUAUCUACAUUGCUUUCGGGAAUUACGCCAAUUGGACUAUGGCGCCUGAGAGAAUAUUGAAUUCGUUCAGUUCUGCGUUGAGCAGACUGUCAGAGUACAGUAUUAUUUUCAGUUUCAAUGGAAACCUCUCAACGAUGCCGCAGCUGGAUCAUAUUCGAUAUUUGAAAUGGGCUCCUCAAGCAGCAAUCUUGAACCACAAGAAAACUCGGCUGUUUGUCACACAUGGAGGUUUGAAAAGGCAAGAUAUUUUCAUGUAAAGAUGCCUCGUGUCUCCUAUGAUAUUCAUGUCUAUUAUUCAGUUUGAAAGAGGGGAUCUGCUCGCGCACCCCUCUAGUUUUGAUGCCAAUAUCAGCUGAGCAAGUCCAUAAUGCUCACAUGGGAUUGGCGCUGAAAUGGGGAGGAUAUGUAAAUAAGUAUACGAUCACUCCAGAGGGUUUAUACAACGAGAUGAACAGGGUAGGUUUACUAUUGAGAUAGCUUUCAAUUAGAGAGACUCGAACCUUUUCAUCGCAUUUUCAAUUUUUUAGAUCCUAACUCAAUCAUUUUACCAACAGUCUAUCGAUAAAAAUGCCAAAUUUUUGGUGGAUCUUCCCCUCCCAGCUUUAGAAUUGGCCAAAUUCCACACAGAACGGAUCCUCCGAGCCCGAGAUGGGAAAGUCGUUUUUAGAAGAAAAGGAAUGGACUUGUACUGGUAUCAAUUCUUGUACCUCGAUCUCAUCAGUGCCAUACUUACGUUUGUCUAUAUCACUUAUCGCUUCGUAAAGUAUGUGAUUCUUUCUUCUUUUCAGAAGGAUGUGUAAAUUUAAAUCUUACACGUGUAAAAUGUUAUGUUUAGACUUUAGGAUAAAUAAAGGGUCUUGUAAAAAUUUGGAGGUCAUUUGACGAUAGAAAUUGUUGUUUGGAAAAAAUGAUUACAAGUUUUGCAACCGAAACUUUUUUCUCAUCUUUCCCUUCCCCGUAACAAUGAUGGUCACUAAACUUUUGCGAACGGAAUGUUUUUUGUAAAUUAAGGCGUUGCCCGGGUCAAGGCUGAUCAAAUUGCGGAUUCGACGACUUAAUCAGUCGCAUCGUCCCGCCGUUCUCAGCCUGCGGUCUUCCGUUUGUACGAUGAAACUUGUCUUAAUUGGACUGUUCGUUUUGGCGGCUUUGGCAGAAAGUUGUUUGUACAAGGAUUUACAACACAAUGACGGAGAUGAAUGGGUAAGUAGGAAAUUGUUCGUUGAUUUGAAGACUAAAGCUAUAAUUUCAAACCAUGUUCAAGAUAAUUUUUUUAGGUAGAGAACACCUACUUUUUAUUCCGUUGUGAAUUCUUCAACAACAAUACUUCUUGGCGUGUAAAACUCUCCGGCUGUGAUUACAAUGGAACUCGUUACGCGUUAGAUGAGGAAAAGGAUGGACGAGCUUGUAAAUCACUUCCAGAUGGCCGAGCUAAAUUCAUUCUUGGUCCCAUUUGCGAUGGUAAAGAGGAAGGUGAGAUUUUUAGUCAUCAUUAAGGGAGGUAUUAAAAAAAAGAUUUAAAAACGGCAAGUAAGGCCUUCAAGCCUUGUAAAAAGCAGUUGCAAAAUUUAUAGAGGUUUGUGGAUUACUGUAUUUUUCCUUCUCUGCUAUUCUUGCAAAGACGUGCGCGGAAGGGAUAACAUUCAAGAAAGAUCACCGUUUCCUUGUAAGAGUGUAAUAUUGCAGUGAUAAGGUAAACCGGUUCAAAAUGUUGACUGCUUCCGUAUUUGCAACCAUUCAUCAUACAGUUAAAAUCUUAUUCCCGCGUACAAAAAAUGGGAUAUGCGUAUAUACAAUCUCAUUUUCAGGAGAAACCUGGGACGACGAUCACUUCCGAAAGACCUGUGUUGACGGCCUUGUCAAGUUCAUUGGAUGCACCACCAAUGAAAAAGUCUAUAUUCCCCUUGAAGAAGAAAAAAAGUCGGGACUUUUCACGUGGAGAUGCGAAACUGCCCCUCAUAAUGGGGUAAAAUUGUAUCCCACCGAUGUAGAAAAAGUGAACUCUGAGAUCAAAGCCAAAAAUGAACAGAAGAAAGCGACUGCAAAGAUUGUGAAGAACGCCGACAAGCUAAAGGAAGAGAUGAAAUCAGAGGAAAAGGAAAAGGAAUUGAAAUUGGACAACCUUUUGGAAGGAAGUGGACAAUCGGAAGAUGAAACGUCGACCAAUGAGAGCUCUCAGUGA